Molecule: messenger RNA, 708 nt
Organism: Schistosoma margrebowiei
Lineage: Eukaryota; Metazoa; Platyhelminthes; Trematoda; Strigeidida; Schistosomatidae
Source: the annotation of a GenBank genome assembly
AUGUGCAAGUCUUGUGCAGGAUGCGUUCGCGUGCUGAUGAUUGUGUUUAACAUCCUGUUUACAAUCAUAGGGAUGAUUGUUUUAUCCGCUGCUUUGUACUUCUACUUUUCAACAUUCGGGGUUAGAGGUACUGAUCAGCACAAUAUAUUGGCUUAUACUUAUAUCGUUCUGGCUGCUAUUGGGGCUCUGAGCUUUGUAUUGGGAAUAUUAGGUUGUUGUGGCUCAUAUCACUAUAGUCGAUGUUUGUUGGGCUUUUAUUUUGCUCUGUUAUUGGUUAUUUUCGCCAUCGAAAUUGCUAUUGGCGUAGCUGGGUUCGUUCAUAGAGAACAGGCACGUGCAAUUAUCCACGAAACACUUAAAGAAGGUGUUGAAGAUUGGAAUAAUUCCAACAAUGAAGUUCGAUGGAUGGAUGCAAUCCAUGUUAUGUUCCAAUGUUGCGGUUACAAUGGACCUACAGACUAUGGUAUUGCUAAGGUCCCUUCUUGUUGUUUAAAUGAUCAAUGUGCUAUGGAUUUCGCUUUGCUCAGUUUUCAGACGGGUUGUAAAGAAAGAAUUGACAAUAUUAUGCAUAAUUUCCUAAUCAUAUGUAUCUCGGUUAUUACAAUAGCCCUCAUUGAGCUAAUUGGUUUGAUAUUUGCAAUGACUCUUUGUUGUGCUGUGAAUGGUCGUGAUCCAAACGCUUAUUAUCGUGCAGUACAAACAGCAUAA